AUCUGUCAGUUCUGUUUUGAUGCUCGUAGCGUGCGGUUGUGUCUUUAAAACAUCAUGGAUCCGGCUAAAAAUCUGGAAUCUAGCUUAAAUAUAUUAAAUGGACGCCACAUCAAUAUCAAUGAAGAUCGUAGUAAAUAUACAGCACAUUACAAUGCGCUGCGCGACUCACUUUAUUCCACAAUUAAAGAAAAGAAUCUAAUAUUAAAAAAAUUGCUGAAAGGACAUAAAUUGGAAGGAUCUUACGGUGACAAUCUAAAAGUGGCAACUCCCGAUGAAUUUGAUUUGGUUAUCAAUUUGGCAUUUCCGGAGAAUGACUACAUCAUUGUAAAAGCCGAUCCCCAAAGACCAGGUAACGUUACCCUCGAUAUGACCGAGGUGAUGGAACGCAUCAGAAAUCAAGAGCAAAAUAGGGAAAUAUACGAACAACUUCAGAAAAUUGUCAAUGCCAAGAAUAUGCUUUUGGAAAAUAAAUUGCAAAGUUGGUUACAGGGUCUAUUUACAAAGACCCUAAAUGACUUGAAUAACCGAAUUGAUGUGAAUGGACAUAUAUCUCAAUUGGUCUAUAAACGCGCAGGACCAGCGCAUACCAUCUAUAUAAAAGAACCACAAGAAUAUUCUGUAGAUUUUGUACCCUCGAUUAGGUUGUCGGCAAAGCAGAUUGUCUUGGGACCGAAACAAAAAGAAUACUUUGGUAAAAGUGAAUACUGGAAUGCCAUACCAAAACCUAUAAAGGGCCAACUGGGCGAUAAUAUAUCAUAUAGAGCAUCAUAUUAUGAUGCCGAGCACAAUUUGCUGAAGGAUAAAGCCAAUCUAAAGAAUGGCAUACGAUUUAUGAAACAAUUUCGGGAUACUAAACAAAAUAUGGGUAACUUGAAAAGUUAUUACAUUAAAACCUUAUUUCUUUGGCAAGUGAUUGAACGAGAACCAGGCUAUUGGCAAAAGCAACUCAAUGAAAUUCUAAUUGAUAUGUUUCAUAAGCUGGCCGAUUGCUUGAAAACGGCUAAAAGAAAUGGUAAACUCUUAUUCUUUUGGGAUCCCAAAUUGGAUAUGUUUGCUGAUUUCACAGAAAGUCAACGUAAGGAUAUGUUCAACUGUGCUGUAGGCUGUGGUGCAUAUUUCCUGAAGAUGGCUAGUGGUAACAUGAACGAUAAUAAUAUUGAAAAUGUCCUAUCUUCAUUCUGUAAACUGGUGGAUAAGACCAAUUCAAAACAGACAGAAAAACCAGGACAAACCAAUGUAGCUAAUCCAACUUCAUUAGCGCCAUCUAAGACUGCAGGACAAAAUGGUCAGAAUAAUGCCAAGACUAAUCAGCCAGAGGCACCAGUCAAACCUUCUGAAGCUGAAACUAAAACUGCCACAGGAAAAAAGACAAAAAAAUCUACUACUGAUCAAGAACCAAAGGCAAAGACAACUCCUUCACCACCCUCUAAACCUGUGGCUCAAAACGAUGAAACUAAGGCUAAGACAAAUCAGCCAAAUCAGACAGCGGCGGUCAAAACUGACACAGGAACGAAGCCAAAAAAGGCUCCAAAUGCUCAAGAAACAAAGGCAAAUCCAGCUCCGUCUACUAAACCUGCAGAGAAAAAUGGCGAAACUAAGAGCAAAACUAAACAGACAGCGGCACCAGUGACUAAAACUGUGUCAGAAACGAAGUCACAAACUUUACCUCAACCUUCCAAAUCUGUAAGCGAACAAAAGAAUACACAAGCCAAACCACAAACAGCAAAAGAUGAGAAACAGAAAAAUGAAUCGUCUUGUAAACUGUCUUAAACUGAGAGGACAAUUUUAAUUUAUGUUGCAGAUGAACGUUUAGUAUAAUUUUUGUGAUGUCAUAUCGUCAUUUAAGUCGCUUACAAGCCGCCACCAGAGCGAUCGACACUGAUCUUUUGCUUAAGAUUUGCCGCCUCAUGUUUCUGCUCCUCCAGCUCGGCCAUGCGAGCAAAUCGGGAAUAAGCCACAUCGCCCGUCUUAAUGGCCGACAUCAUCUGCAGCAGAAAAGAAGAUAUUUAUUAUAUAUAUAUUUUAUUAUAUGCAUGUUUUAGUGUGUUUAGAGUGCCAUUUUAAUAAAGUUUUAUAUCUGUUUGUGUGUAUGCCCUUACCUGAA
Messenger RNA from Drosophila willistoni, 2104 nucleotides. RefSeq lists its product as uncharacterized. The transcript is spliced from 5 exons. Lineage: Eukaryota; Metazoa; Arthropoda; Insecta; Diptera; Drosophilidae. The record is from RefSeq and is a predicted model, not a curated record. The coding region runs from base 55 to 1770 and encodes 571 amino acids.